AUGCGACCCUUAUAUAUUAAAAGGUAUUUCGGAAUGCCAGCCUUAACAACACAGCACCAUUUCCUAACCAACCUCCGCGAGAGUACUAGAAAUCAGCAGGUAUAUCAUAUAGUGUCCGCAAAUCGAGUACGAAAUUCCAACCGACUAUUCUCCAUGAAAUCCUCUGGAUAUUUUAUUAUCCCUAUUAAUGAGCAAGUAUCCAAGGCGAUUUAUAGGGAUCUUAACAACAGCCGUCAAGAAAUUCGGCUGCUUCGUGUCCACCCGUCUAUUGACCCCGGUGCCUCACUUAGUUGCACCCUCCUACACGCAGAGCUGAGUCCAAAUGCUGCUUCAACUCGGCCAAGCUAUGAAGCGCUAUCUUACGUCUGGGGGCAUCCCGACCUUUCAGAGCCAAUUUUCCUCAACAGUCAUCCCUUCUUUAUUACGCCCAGUCUGAAAUAUGCUUUAACCUCACUCCGGCAAAGGCAUAAGGCUAGGGUCCUCUGGGUAGAUGCAAUAUGCAUCAACCAACUGAAUGAUAAGGAGCGUGGCGAGCAGGUAGCUCUGAUGAGGCAUGUCUACUCGAGUUGUGAGAGAGAUAUAGCGUGGCUAGACCCAAUGGUUACCGUGAGGUUACAGGACAAGACCUCUUACACUUCACAGUCCAUCGAAAAAGAAGAGAAAAGAGUAAAAGAAGGAAUGGAAUUCAUUAAAACGUUGAAUCGGAAUGGUCAAAGGCUCAAAGCUACUCAAGAUUUAUAUCGGAAUACAGUCAACCCUACUUUUACAAAGGUACAGAAAGCACUGGUGGCGCUAUUUGGAAGCCCAACUCUGUGGAGUCGCCUCUGGUCCUGCUUGACCGACUUUUUCAAAGAUGAACCCUAUAUCGGUGCGUUCCAUACAGACUAUCCGACUCAUUCGAGGUCCUACUAUAGGAGCUUCAGCAAGGUCUUUCUUCCAGCAAAGCGGAUCGAAGAUCAGCGUCGGAUAUUGAGUCAACGUGGCAAUAUUACCUCAGACUUCCUCGAUGUCCUGACGCGUUUUAGGGCCAUGGAAUCUACAGACCCGAGGGAUAAGAUCUACGGACUCCUUGGACUAGUAGCCCCAGACCCUGGUAUUGAGGUCAAUUACACCCAGCCGUUGGUGGAUGUGUAUAAGAGAACUACUCUUUCACUCAUAAACCAUUCUGGGAAUCUCGAUAUCAUCUGCCAAAAUCCUUUCGAACUCUGGGGAGGUCCUAGGGCGCUCGAAGAUUCUAGCGUGGGAAAUCUCCCUUCCUGGGCUGCUGAGUUUGAUGCAAAACCUGAGACUUGUGUUCCAGUCCUUUUUGCACAGCGCAAUAUAUUCGCAGCUGGAAGUAAGCACUACACGGCUCCUUGUCGGGUUCUGGGGCAGGGUGAAAAUAUGCUGGCUCUGAGAGGCGUGAAGCUAGGGAAUGUUGGGCCGAUCCUCCAGAGACGUGUUAUUAUUUCUCCCGGCCUAGGAAAGCAGAAACUUACUGGAAAUCACCUCAAAAAAGGAGGUUGGAACCGAUUUAUUAGAAGUGAAGAAAGGGAAGCAGGAUUCUUGAUGGAGAUGUAUUUGGGCAAGGAGGCCGUACGGAACCCCGACAGUAGACUCUAUGAGCCGAAGGUUGGUGGCAGUCGGAGUGAGGAAGUCCUUUCGGAGGCGAAGUUUCAUUGCUCCUCGGUACGACCUCAGCGUCCGCGCGAUUCUAUGUGCGAAACAGCCUUUUGCGCAUUCUUGCGGACCCUUUUCAGGGACUGUACGCAUCCGCCCCGGAUACGCCGCCUACGCGACUCAGAAAUUGCCUCUCUUCAAGUGCACAAUCGCGACUAUACCAGCCAACGAUUCAUCCGCGGUUUGAAGAACUAUAAGAUCCGUGAUAACUGGCGAAUUUCCAGAUAUGCGUUUAGUCAUGAUCCCGAGGCUGAAGAUAAGAUGCAGUUAGCAUAUGUUGGCUACGCGCCUUACAACAGGGAUCUCAUGUUCACAAUAACAGAUAAUGGAGUGUUUCUGCUGGUGCGACCGCAUGUGCAGCAGGGCGAUAUUGUGGUGGUUCUGGAUGGCGCCAAAGUCCCAAUGAUUCUAAGGAAGGCUGAGUUGAAUCGGCAAGGCGGGGAUGAUAUAGAGGUUUAUAGGAUUGUGUGUUCAGCCUAUGCGCAUGGUUUCAUGGAUGGUGAGGCAGGGGAGAUGGUUGAUGAGGGGAGGUUAGAAAAGCAGGAUAUCUUUAUUGUCUAA
Messenger RNA from Fusarium mangiferae, 2220 nucleotides. RefSeq lists its product as uncharacterized. The record is from RefSeq and is a predicted model, not a curated record. The transcript has 2 exons. The coding region runs from base 1 to 2220 and encodes 739 amino acids. NCBI's taxonomy places the organism in Eukaryota, Fungi, Ascomycota, Sordariomycetes, Hypocreales, Nectriaceae.